AAAGAGAGAAGGAGGAGAUUAACAGGGAGAGGGACAGAGACAACCUUGUGUUGAUUCUCAUGCACAGGACUGGAGCGCCACCCUCUACUGCCUGCUCCCAUUCAGAAAAGAGAUGGCCAUUAUGACCCCUGACCUCUGCGUGCUACUGCUGCUCCUAUUGGUUGGUGGAAUUCCACAGACACACGGGGGGCGAGUUCUGAUCAUCCCGGGCGAGUUCAGCCACUGGAAGAACAUGCGGGUCAUCGUGGACGCGCUGGUGGCGCAUAACCACACCGUCACGGUUUUAAUCAACAUCGGAUCUCCGACGAUCGACCACACGCACCAAGAACAGUUUCAGAUCCGUCAGUUCGCCGUCCCCAUGCAACAAGAAGACAUGAACAAAUUCUGGGACGAAUUUGUGGAUUACUGGAGGAUCCAGAGGACUGGCACAGCCCAGGAGUCGUACUCUGCAGGAAAAGUUUUUUUCAAGUCCUUCUUUAACUACCUAACUGUAAUUUGUAAAGGACUGACGGGAAACAAGACCCUUGUGGCAGAGCUGAAACGACAUAAAUAUGACGUCGUCCUCAAUGACAUCUUCACUCCCUGCGGUGACCUGUUGGCCGACUUGCUGGAUGUUCCUUACAUCAUCGUGAUGAGGAACACCUUUGGCUUCACACUGGAGAGGAUGUGCGGUCAGAUGCCCACGGUUCCCUCCUACGUACCCAGCAGCCCCAUCACAGCCACGGAUCAGAUGGACUUCUCAGAGAGGCUGGGCAACUUCAUCACCUAUGCCAGUCACACUGCCAUUUUCUACUUCUUCACGUCCGUGCACAUGAACGAGCUCUACAGUGAAAUUAAAGGGGAGCCUACGGACAUGUGUGAAGUGCUGGGCAGGAAGGCCGACCUGUGGCUUUUCCGCACCAACUGGGAGUGGGACUACCCGAGACCCUUCCCACCAAAUUUCAUCUUCAUUGGCGGCCAUCACUGCAAACCUGCUAAACCUCUGCCAGCGGACUUCGAGGAAUUUGUGCAGAGCUCAGGAGAUGAUGGUGUUGUUGUGUUUACAUUUGGCACCAUGUACAAGGACCUCACGCCGGAGAGGAGAGACAUGUUUCUGACAGCUUUUCAACAGAUCCCACAGAAGGUUAUAUGGGGAUUUAAAGGAGAAAGACCUGAACAUCUUCCUGCCAAUGUACGAAUCUACGAAUGGAUUCCUCAGAAUGACUUGCUUGGUCAUCCAAAGACCAAAGCGUUCAUAACGCACGGAGGCUCAAAUGGUCUGUAUGAGGCCAUCUUCCAUGGGGUGCCACUGGUGGGAAUCCCAAUGUUUGGAGACCAACCUGACAACAUAUUCAUCCUAGAGAAGAAAGGUGCGGCUGUUCAGCUGGAUUUUUACACCAUGGACUCUAGUGACCUGGUCAAAGGUCUACAGGCGGUGAUAAACAACCCAUCGUACAAAGAAAAUAUGAUGAGGCUGUCCCGCCUCCACCACGACCAGCCACUGAGACCCUUGGACCGAGCUGUGUUCUGGAUCGAGUUUGUGAUGCGUAACCGAGGAGCCAAACACCUGCGUGUUCAGGCCCACGACCUCACCUGGUAUCAACUCCGCUGCCUGGAUGUCUUCCUCUUCCUGUUAACCAUCGCUGCGCUGAUUGGAUGGCUGAUCUUUCUGACACUUCGAUUCUGUGUACACAAGUGCUUUGGGAAACGUCAACAAGGCAAGACCAAAGCAGAAUAAAUGCUGAACUCCUCUGAGUUUUAGGAAUUCAUGGAAAGUCAGGACAAAACGUAAAUCGUGAGGAAACAGUUGGUAGUUUUUCGUCAGGUUGAAUUGGGAAAUAGCAUUGCAACCAGUAAGUUGCUAACUUAGUUAGCAACGAUGUUGUCGCGAAACGCACCUUUGCACUCCUAAUGGGCAUGGGCACAGUUUGAGGGGGCAUUGCCCCCCCCAUUUCGAUUAAAAUAGAUGAAAAAAGAAAAGGAAGAAGGUCCGCACACUUUUGCUGCUUUCAGUUUAUUCAACACAACGUUUCGACCAAUCUGGUCUUCGUCAGGUGUAGGUGUGAGUUUGUGUUUCUGACAUUUCUUUUCUUGUUUCAUCGUGUUUAAGUCCGGCACCUGUUUUAUCUGGAUGUGCUCCAAAACGCUGCUUGAUUAAAAUACACGCCAGUUUGAAAUGAA
Molecule: messenger RNA, 2160 nt
Organism: Engraulis encrasicolus (European anchovy)
Lineage: Eukaryota; Metazoa; Chordata; Actinopteri; Clupeiformes; Engraulidae
Product: UDP-glucuronosyltransferase 2C1-like
Exons: 7
Coding region: 113-1717 (534 amino acids)
Molecular function (GO): glucuronosyltransferase activity
Source: RefSeq, a predicted model, not a curated record